AUGGAUGCCCCACCUGAGUAAGAGAAGAAAGUCAGUCUCUUGAGUCUGCUACUCUAUGGAAGCGAGCACAGGUUGAACCAGGUCAUUCGGUUCAUGAAGGCCAACGAAAAGAUGAAGAAUGAGGGCCUCCUGUAAAGUGUGACUUCCAAGAUCAUCGUAUCUCUCAACAAUCCUCAGAACCUCCUGGAUGCUCUCCCUCAAGAAUUCUUUAAUAGUGCGUACAGCUAUGCCUAAUAUUUCUACAACUUCAAGUUUGAAAAUCUUCAGCAGAACCAGGGUAUUCUACUUGAAUUGCUGAAGAACUCCAAGGAUGAGCUGGUUCAGUAAAUACGAUCGAAGCAUGAGGCAGUCAUUGACCUGGAGAUGGGUGAGCAUCUUCGCAUGAUAUAGUUCAGUCCUGGUGACAACCUUGACGAAAUCAAAGAACCAGCUUAGGACGAGAUUUAUUUGUCUCAAGUUAGACAGGACCAGCACCAGCAGCAGCUGAAAAAUCUACACCCUCGUUACUCAACCUAUAUAAAGCUCCAUCUCAAUGGUCAACACCAACAUAUCAGUUGA
Messenger RNA from Stylonychia lemnae, 558 nucleotides. The record is from the annotation of a GenBank genome assembly. Lineage: Eukaryota; Ciliophora; Spirotrichea; Sporadotrichida; Oxytrichidae.